GGAAGAAGCGGGGCUUUGUGGGAAGGACCCGCGGUUUCGGCGGGUUCCGUUAAAAUGGCGCCCUUGUCGCCAGUCGUGCGCCCGGGGCCUUAGCCUAUUGGGGACACCGGGAGCCCGCAGGGCACGGGGCGGGUGGCGGGGCGCGGCGGGGCCUCCUGAGCGCGCCAGGGUCGGGGCGGGCGGGCUAGGGCCCGCGGCUCCACGGCCCCCCGGGGGUAGUCCCGGGCGAGGAUGGCGACCCCCGACCAGAAGUCGCCGAACGUCUUGCUGCAGAACCUGUGCUGCCGGAUCUUGGGCAAGAGCGAAGCUGAUGUAGCCCAACAGUUCCAGUAUGCUGUGCGAGUUAUUGGCAGCAACUUUGCCCCAACUGUUGAAAGAGAUGAAUUUCUAGUAGCUGAAAAAAUCAAGAAAGAACUUAUUCGACAAAGAAGAGAAGCAGAUGCUGCACUGUUUUCAGAACUCCACAGAAAACUUCAUUCACAGGGAGUUUUGAAAAAUAAAUGGUCAAUUCUCUACCUCUUGCUAAGCCUUAGUGAGGAUCCACGCAAGCAGCCAAACAAGGUUUGUAGCUACGCCGCUUUAUUUGCUCAAGCAUUACCAAGAGAUGCUCACUCGACUCCCUAUUACUACGCCAGGCCUCAGACUCUCCCGUUGAACUACCAGGACCGCAGCACCCAGUCAGCACAGAGCUCGGGCAGCAUGGGCAGCAGUGGCAUCAGCAGUAUAAGCAUGUAUGCUCUCAAUGGCCCGACCCCCACACCACAGUCUCUCCUUCCGGGACAGUCUCAUCCAACUCCAGGAGUAGGCGAUUGUCUUCGACAGCAGUUGGGGUCACGUCUUGCAUGGACUUUAACUGCAAACCAGCCUUCUUUACAAACCACUACCUCAAAAGGUAUUCCCGGUACUGUUUCUCGAAACAUCACAAGACCAAGGAGAGAAGGGGAUACAGGUGGUGCUGUGGAAGUUACUGAGGCAGCCCUUAUCAGAGACAUUUUGUACGUAUUCCAGGGCAUAGAUGGCAGAAACAUCAAGAUGGACAACACUGAGAACUGUUACAAAGUGGAGGGAAAGGCAAACCUAAAUAAGUCUUUGAGGGAUACUGCAGCCAGGCUUUCUGAGUUGGGAUGGUUACAUAAUAAAAUCAGAAAAUACACAGACCAGAGGAGCCUAGAUCGUUCAUUUGGACUUGUAGGUCAGAGCUUUUGUGCUGCCUUGCACCAAGAACUCAAAGAAUACUACCGAUUGCUCUCUGUUUUGCAUUCUCAGCUACAGUUAGAGGAUGACCAAGGUGUGAAUUUGGGCCUUGAGAGUAGCUUAACACUCAGACGCCUCUUGGUUUGGACAUACGAUCCCAAGAUAAGACUGAAGACCCUUGCAGCCCUAGUGGACCACUGCCAAGGAAGGAAGGGAGGUGAGCUUGCCUCAGCCGUCCAUGCCUACACAAAAACGGGAGACCCGUACAUGAGGUCCCUGGUGCAGCACAUUCUCAGCUUAGUGUCGCAUCCUGUCCUGAGCUUCCUUUACCGUUGGAUAUACGACGGGGAGCUCGAGGACACCUACCAUGAAUUUUUUGUCGCAUCAGAUCCAACAGUUAAAACAGAUCGACUGUGGCAUGACAAGUACACUUUAAGGAAAUCGAUGAUUCCUUCAUUUAUUACCAUGGAUCAAUCUAAGAAGGUCCUUUUGAUAGGAAAAUCAAUAAACUUCCUGCACCAGGUUUGUCACGACCAGACGCCCACUACAAAGAUGAUAGCUGUGACCAAGUCUGCAGAAUCACCCCAAGAUGCUGCAGAUUUAUUCACAGAUUUGGAAAAUGCAUUUCAGGGGAAAAUUGAUGCGGCUUAUUUUGAGACCAGCAAAUAUCUGUUGGACGUUUUCAAUAAAAAGUACAGCUUGCUGGACCACAUGCAGGCCAUGAGGCGGUACUUGCUGCUCGGUCAGGGAGAUUUCAUAAGGCACCUAAUGGAUUUGCUCAAACCAGAACUUGUCCGUCCAGCUACAACUUUGUAUCAACACAACUUGACUGGAAUUCUUGAAACCGCUGUCAGAGCCACCAAUGCCCAGUUUGACAGUCCUGAGAUCCUCAAAAGACUGGAUGUGAGGCUGCUGGAGGUGUCUCCAGGUGACACCGGGUGGGAUGUCUUCAGCCUGGAUUACCACGUCGAUGGACCGAUUGCAACUGUGUUUACUCGAGAAUGUAUGAGCCACUACCUAAGAGUAUUUAACUUCCUCUGGAGGGCUAAGCGGAUGGAAUACAUCCUUACUGACAUUCGAAAGGGACAUAUGUGCAAUGCGAAGCUCCUGAGAAAUAUGCCAGAGUUCUCUGGGGUGCUGCAUCACUGUCACAUUCUGGCAUCUGAGAUGGUCCAUUUCAUUCAUCAAAUGCAGUAUUACAUUACAUUCGAGGUGCUUGAAUGUUCUUGGGAUGAACUUUGGAACAAAGUGCAGCAGGCCCGAGACUUGGAUCACAUCAUUGCAGCGCACGAGGUAUUCUUGGAUACCAUCAUCUCCCGGUGUCUUCUGGAUGCUGACUCCAGGGCACUUUUAAACCAACUGAGAGCUGUGUUUGAUCAAAUCAUCGAACUUCAGAAUACUCAAGAUGCAAUAUACAGAGCUGCUCUAGAAGAAUUGCAGAGACGAUUACAGUUUGAAGAGAAAAAGAAGCAGCGUGAAAUUGAGGGCCAGUGGGGAGUGACAGCAGCAGAGGAAGAGGAGGAGAACAAGAGGAUCCAAGAAUUUCAAGAAUCUAUACCAAAAAUGUGUUCCCAGUUGCGAAUAUUGACGCACUUCUACCAGGGGAUUGUGCAGCAGUUUUUGGUGUUGCUGACGACUAGUCCUGAUGAAAGUCUCCGGUUUCUUAGCUUUCGGUUGGACUUUAAUGAGCAUUAUAAAGCCAGAGAGCCAAGACUUCGCGUGUCCCUGGGCACGAGAGGGCGGCGCAGUUCCCACACCUGAAGCGUUCCCUAGCUGCUCAGGGAGCUGCAAAUGCUAUAAAUUAUGUUAUCUGACAUAAACAUUCACAUUUAAAUUCUCAAGGCGACUGGCAUGCUGCGGGCAUCCACCAUUUCUGCCCACAAAUACUUCAGUGUUUCAAUGGCAUGGCGUCUGGUAGAAUCAAAGUCAUGUUUGUAUACAUUGGAGUUGAAAAUAUUUGUAAUAGCACUAAGUUAAAUAGGCUGGUUUGCACUAUUCACAUUUCUUUUUUAAAAUCUUCAUAUUUAAAAGAUAUCACACGUUGUUGAAGCUUCUUAAGCUCUCCAUGAUAUAAUUUAUAUAUGUCACUUUUCAAAAAAAUCAGUUAGAGAGAAUUAGGGCAAAGGAUAUUCAUCAAUUAAGAUGGUAAUGUCAUUGCUAUUUUUUUAACAUCCUCUUUAGAGGCAAUUUUUGUUAAUAUAAUCAGAUUAAAUCAAAACAAAAUGUCUCUACUAAGGAAAUAUAUAGAACAUUUUAUUUUGGUUUUUAGUGUUGUAAAAUAUUAACCUCUGUAAGAACCUUUAUAUCUUAGUGCAUUUACACAUGUUUAUUCUUCUUUUCUCUUCCUUCAAAGUUUACAUUUUUAUAUUUAAUUUACUCUUUCAGAUAAGUUAUAAAAUAGUGUAGAACAAAGUAGGAGUGAUGUGGAACAAAAACAUCCUUAAACCUAGAUUUUUUUAAACCAUCAGCUAAAGCAGUGUGUAAAUAUGGAUGACUAGAAAGUUAAUGAAGUAUUUUAUUUUCAAAAUUCUGAUAAGCAUUGGAAAAAAAUUGACUUGAAUAAUGAAGAUUUCCUUUUUCCUUGCCUAUUUUUUCAUUGUAAAUAUUUAUAUACUACUGACCAGGUGUUGGAAGGAAAUGUUUUUGUAAAAAUGUCAUAUCAAGUUACAUAAAUCUGCCUUUAUUAUGUUGCAUAAGUGAAGACUUAGAAAAUUAAAAGCAAUUAUCUUUCACAUGUAU
Hipposideros armiger (great roundleaf bat) is the source of this 3933-nucleotide messenger RNA. It is a transcript of the gene TUBGCP3, whose product is annotated as tubulin gamma complex component 3. Gene Ontology annotation, biological process: mitotic cell cycle; microtubule nucleation; cytoplasmic microtubule organization. The record is from RefSeq and is a predicted model, not a curated record. Gene Ontology annotation, molecular function: gamma-tubulin binding; microtubule minus-end binding. The coding region runs from base 232 to 2955 and encodes 907 amino acids. Gene Ontology annotation, cellular component: gamma-tubulin complex; microtubule organizing center; spindle pole. NCBI's taxonomy places the organism in Eukaryota, Metazoa, Chordata, Mammalia, Chiroptera, Hipposideridae. The transcript is spliced from 22 exons.